ACACCAUUUAGAAUUAUUUUUUCUAAAUUUGACAGUAAAUGAAAGCACCAUUUUCUCUGCUUAUACCCCAGAGCUGCUCCUGCUCCUGCUCCUGGUCCGCGUUUUCUCUCUAUCUCGCUUCCUGUCCUGUUUCCUCCUUCUCUUCUAUAUAACAAAAGUAAGCCACACCUUAAACCAAGAAGCCUUUUAUUUUUCUUUUUUUUUUUAAAUUUAACUUUAAAUUAGUGAAAAGAAAAUGAAAAGAGAAGAGAUUGUGAGGAAUCGGAAUUUCCUCGCCGAUAAGAGAUGGUUUCUCCCUAUCGCUAUCGCUGCCUUUAUUGCAGGAGCGAUAAUAAUCUCGAGCUUCAUAAAAACUGCCGAUUAUUCCCUCCUAUGCUCUCUCGCCAACUCCAGAUCCCAAGCCGUGGCUGAUUACUCCGCUACGCCGAUCCAACUCCAAGCCAUCAUCCACUACGCUACGUCACGUAUCAUCCCGCAGCAAAGCUUCGCCGAGAUCUCCAUAACCUUUGACGUCCUCAAGAAACUCUCUCCUUGCAACUUCCUGGUCUUUGGGCUUGGCUACGACUCCCUAAUGUGGACUUCCCUUAAUCCACGUGGCACGACCAUAUUCCUCGAGGAGGAUCCGAAAUGGGUGCAGACCGUGCUCAAAGACGCUCCAAACCUCCACGCGCACGCCGUCAAGUACCGUACGCAGCUCCAGCAAGCAGACGAUCUGCUCUCCCAUUACCAGUCGGAACCGAGCUGUUCUCCAUCGGAAGCUUACUUACGAGGCAACGAGAAGUGCAAGCUAGCCUUAACGGGGUUUCCGGAUGAGUUUUACGAGACGCAGUGGGAUCUGAUAAUGAUCGACGCACCGCGGGGAUAUUUCGCUGUGGCACCAGGUAGGAUGGCGGCGAUAUUCUCGGCAGCCGUUAUGGCGAGGAACAGGAAAGGAUCUGGUGUGACGCACGUGUUCUUGCACGAUGUUGAUCGGAGAGUGGAGAAGGUAUUCGCCGAGGAGUUUUUGUGUAGAAAAUUCUUGGUGAAAAGCGUCGGUAGACUUUGGCAUUUCGAGAUUCCAUCCGCUGCUAACAUGAGCAGCUAUGACGGUGCCCGAUUUUGCUAAAAUGCGCCCCUUCUGCUCAUUGCUUUUGUUUUGUUUUGUUUUUUUUUUUAACUUUUAAUUUUAGAAAAUUUAGUUUCUAUUUACCUUCUUAUUUUAAAAGAAUGAAUGUAUGAGGGUGUAUCGACCCAAUGAAAAUGAUAUAAUAUGAUAAAAUAUACCUGGAAAUAAUAUUUACUGCGGUAGGAUUUUUCUUCUGGCUAAUACUACGGGGUAUUUUUAAAAUAAAAGGGUGUGCUCUUUUACUGAGAUAGGUGGGGGAGGCUGAUUGAUGGCUUUGGGGGAUAACAGGGAUUUUGGUUUUCACUCAUUGUUUGUACUGUUUGACACCCUAGUGUUUGAGCGCGAUGAAAUAUCGUUGUCUUGUCUGCCCCCACUUUAUUAUUACAGGCAAUAAAUAUCUCCCGUAUGUGGUUUGAAUUUUGA
Molecule: messenger RNA, 1528 nt
Organism: Theobroma cacao (cacao)
Lineage: Eukaryota; Viridiplantae; Streptophyta; Magnoliopsida; Malvales; Malvaceae
Product: arabinogalactan O-methyltransferase 1-like
Biological process (GO): xylan biosynthetic process
Source: RefSeq, a predicted model, not a curated record